Colletotrichum acutatum is the source of this 807-nucleotide messenger RNA. RefSeq names its product 14-3-3 family protein. The record is from RefSeq and is a predicted model, not a curated record. Bases 1 to 807 code for a protein of 268 amino acids. The transcript is spliced from 4 exons. Gene Ontology annotation, cellular component: cytoplasm. Lineage: Eukaryota; Fungi; Ascomycota; Sordariomycetes; Glomerellales; Glomerellaceae. Gene Ontology annotation, biological process: signal transduction; intracellular protein localization.
AUGUCUGGCGAUACCUUCCUCGCUCGCCUUUGCGAGCAGGCCGAGCGCUACGAUGAGAUGGUUGGCUACAUGAAGGAGGUCGCCAAGCUGGGCGGUGAGCUGAGCGUCGAUGAGCGCAACCUCCUCAGCGUUGCCUACAAGAACGUCGUCGGUACCCGCCGCGCCUCCUGGCGCAUCAUCUCCUCCAUUGAGCAGAAGGAGGAGAGCAAGGGCACCGACAAGCACGUCGGCACCAUCCGCGAGUACCGCACCAAGAUCGAGCUCGAGCUCGAGCAGGUCUGCCAGGAUGUCCUCGAUGUCCUCGACGACAGCCUUAUCCCCAACGCCCAGACCGGCGAGUCCAAGGUCUUCUACCACAAGAUGAAGGGUGACUACCACCGCUACCUCGCUGAGUUCGCCUCUGGCGAGAAGCGCAAGGGUGCCGCCACUGCCGCCCACGAUGCCUACAAGAGCGCUACCGAUGUCGCUCAGACCGAGCUGACCCCCACUCACCCCAUCCGCCUUGGCCUGGCCCUCAACUUCUCCGUCUUCUACUACGAGAUCCUGAACUCGCCCGACCGUGCUUGCCACCUCGCCAAGCAGGCCUUCGACGAUGCUAUCGCCGAGCUCGACUCUCUCUCUGAGGAGUCUUACCGCGACAGCACCCUCAUCAUGCAGCUCCUGCGUGACAACCUCACUCUCUGGACCUCUUCCGACAGCGGCGAUGCUGAGGGUGCUGCUGCUGGCACCACCGAGGCUGCUGAGAAGAAGGAGGAGCCCAAGGCCGAGGAGCCCAAGGCCACCGAGGAGACCCCCGCUGCCUCCUAA